Molecule: messenger RNA, 2363 nt
Organism: Vespula pensylvanica (western yellowjacket)
Lineage: Eukaryota; Metazoa; Arthropoda; Insecta; Hymenoptera; Vespidae
Gene: gbb
Product: protein 60A
Exons: 6
Coding region: 129-1412 (427 amino acids)
Biological process (GO): SMAD protein signal transduction; BMP signaling pathway
Cellular component (GO): extracellular region
Molecular function (GO): growth factor activity; cytokine activity
Source: RefSeq, a predicted model, not a curated record
CGACGACAACGACGACGACGACGACGACGACGAAGACGAAGACGAAAGUGUUGUGGCGGCGGUGGUGGUGGUGGUGGUGGUGCUGGAGGCGGGAGGGUGACCUCCGGCCAGAGCUCGUCGACGACGAGAUGUUAUCGUGCCGUCUCGCGCCGAUCCUGAUCCUCACUACGAUCCUCAGCGAAUUAACGACGAGCGGCUGCAGUGAGAGGAUGAGUGGACUCUACGUCGACAAUGGCUUUGAUCAGACAAUCGUACACAGGGUCGUUAGCCAGAGAGAAAAACGUGAAGUCGAGCAUGAGAUAUUGAAUUUACUCGGAUUGCCUGAUAGACCGAGGAACACAGCUGGAAGGCCACCUCAAAUCAAAAGGUCCGCACCUAAAUUUCUGCUUGACAUUUAUAAGAACGCUCUCGGCGAAGAUGAGGACGACACUCGACGAUCGAUAAUCGAUCAAACGCAUAGGGCUGGAGGAGAGUUCGAUCUUACUGGUCAGGAUCUCAGGGCCAUCGACCAGAGCGACGUCAUCAUGACCUUUGCUGCGCACAAUCAUCACGUUCCUGGGGUGAGGCACGAGCGUGGAAAAAGACUUUGGUUCGAUGUCUCGGAUGUUCCACCUGGAGAACACAUAAUAGGAGCUGAAUUAAGGCUUUAUCGAAGCAUAGACGUGAAAAGUCGAAGGAAUCGUGGAUCUUACAUGAUCACGGCAUAUCGAGUUCUAAGAAGUGAAGAUGGGUCACGGGAAUUACAGUAUGUUGAUGCGAUAAACACGACAAUAGGAAGAGAAGGAUGGUUGACAUUAAACGUCAGCGAACCUCUUUCACAUUGGGUGAAUAACCCCAAUGGAAAUCGAGGAUUGUAUCUUUCGGUUCAUCCUGCCGAUCGUUCUGUGCACGAGAUGAGGCCAGAAGAUAUUGGCAUCGUUGGGUUCAAAGGUGAUCCGGACAAGUUACCCUUCAUGGUGGGUUAUUUCAAAAGCUCUGGCAUCAGAGAAUCGAAAGUGAGACAAAAACGUGAUGCCAGAAGAAGAAAGAAAAGCGAAUCGUCUAGCUUGGAUUAUCGAAAUAAUCCUUAUACUGAUCCUGGUUCGCAAUACAACUCAAGAACUUGCAAGAUCCAAACGCUCUACGUCAGCUUCAGGGAUCUUCAAUGGCAGGACUGGAUUAUAGCACCGGACGGGUACGACGCAUAUUAUUGCAGCGGUGAAUGCAAUUUUCCCUUGAACGCUCAUAUGAACGCUACCAAUCAUGCGAUCGUACAAACGUUGGUGCAUCUCGUGAGUCCCGGUAAAGUACCAAAGCCCUGUUGCGCGCCUACAAAACUUUCUGCCAUUUCCGUCUUAUAUUUUCUCGAUGAAAGCAACGUUAUUCUAAAGAAGUAUAAGAAUAUGGUUGUAAAGAGUUGCGGCUGUCAUUAAUCAUUUUUACUCUCUUUUUCGAAAGAACAAUCCUUUCUAUAGCGAAUGAAAUUCGCAGGAUCGUCGUUCGGUCCUGCAUCCGGAAGAUCGUCAACUUGUUUAACGUUUUCAGCGCUUUUUUUUUCAAACAUGCGAUAAUAUCGCUUUCGCACUGUUGUUUCAACAGAAACAUGACGAUGAGUCGUGUUUAAACGUAAGCAAGCAACGAUACCUAUGUUUUCCCAUCAUUUUUUAUAAUCAUAAGUAAGAAACAAUCCCCGAUCCUAACGCAACGUACCGAUCCAAAUUUCUCCCUCUCUCUCUCUCUCUCUCUCUCUCUCUCUCUCUCUCUCUCUCUCUCUCUCUCUUUCACUUUCACACACACACACAAAAUAAGGGUAACUGCAACGAAUGCGAGAAAUAUUUUUUAAUACAUCGAAUAUCGAUAGCAUUUCAAUUGAAAGAAUUCAUUUAAAUGAUAUAACACAGUUUAAAAGACUUCACACAAGCUAUUGUUGAAUAAAACAAUGUCUUUCUCUUUUUUUCUUCCGAGAAUGUACAUUUAUUUACAUAUGUAUGAGAAAAUAUCAAUGCAACUAUUUCAUGUAAUUAGACUUAUUUAUGUUUCUUAGUAUAUCACUCAUUCGAAUGGAUAUUGUAUGUAAAAGAAUACUCUUCUUAUCGAAUAUGCCUAUAUUAUAGAGUUACUUAGUAUAAACCAUUCCAUAUUUUAAUGACGAUUAUCUUGAAUUGAAAAUUGGAUAAUUUAUUAUUGUAACCUCGUACGAUGGAAACAAAUUCGUUAAAUAACAGAAAUUUUGUAAUCUUAUGACAUUUAUCUUUUGCACUCCUAUUGCAUUUUUUUGCAAAAGAAUUUAUAAUCAAUAGUAAAAUUGCUUAAAAAAAUAAUGUUAAUUAUUAAUUAUUGUUAAUUAUUUCAAAAUAAAAAUCGGGUGCCUUUUAUUGCAUAAA